CGCACCUCGUGCCUUCUCACCGACAGCAUCGUGCCUCCCGGCAAGACGCGGACGCCAUGUCGCAAGCUGUCUGCCGCAAAGCCGCAGGCCAGAGCCUUUCCAGUCUCGUACUCCUCGUUCAACAACAAGCGCAACAACAAUGCAGCGCUUCAACCUCCAUGGCCGCAAGGCGCGCCUGCACCGCGCUGUUCAGCACAACAUCCUUCCAACCAUGGACAUCCUCCGGGCAGCUGCCACUGCCAUUUCCCCUGCCUCAGCAGCCGCAGUCACACCUUUACGAUCUUUGGGGGCGUCGCAGCUUCGUCUCUUCCGCCAGUAACGUUUUAUCACCCUCACUGGACAAAAACGCGGCAGCCAACUUAACCGCCAUGCAGGCCCUGCUACAGCAAAUGGGAACCCUACACGAGGCUAUCCGCGGGUCUGGGGGCCCCACGGCCAUCCACCGUCACCGCUCUCGUGGCAAGUUGCUUCCCCGGGAGAGGAUCGACGCCAUUCUGGACGAGGGCUCGCCCUUCCUGGAGUUAUCACCCCUGGCGGGCCGCGGCUUGUACGGCCAUGAGGAAGUGCCGUGUGGCGGCAUUGUGACGGGAAUCGGCAAGGUGCACGGCCGGCUGGUGGCCAUCGCGGCCAAUGACGCCACCGUCAAGGGCGGCACCUACUACCCCAUCACAGUCAAGAAGCACCUGCGGCUGCAGGAGGUUGCCGCCCAGUGCCGACUGCCGUGUGUCUACCUGGUGGACUCGGGGGGAGCCAACUUGCCGCGGCAGUCUGAGGUCUUCCCCGACAGAGACCACUUCGGGCGCAUCUUCUACAACCAGGCGCGGAUGUCCGCUGCGGGCAUUCCCCAAAUCGCCGUGGUCCUAGGCUCCUGCACCGCGGGGGGCGCCUACGUGCCCGCCAUGGCUGACGAGUGUGUCAUAGUGCGGGGCAACGGCACCAUCUUCCUGGGCGGCCCGCCGCUGGUGAAGGCCGCCACCGGGGAGGACGUCACGGCAGAGGAGCUGGGUGGGGCGGACCUGCAUUGCGGCACGUCAGGUGUUACCGACCACUAUGCCCAGGACGAACCUCACGCACUCGCCAUAGCUCGGGACAUCAUCGCCACGCUACCAGUUCCCUCCUCCUCCUCCGCCACCUCGGCGCCCUGGCACGAGCCGCUGUAUCCGGUCGAGGACCUCAGAGCGGUGGUACCUGCGGAUCCGCGGCGCUCCUUCGACGUCCGCUCCGUGUUGAGCCGGCUGCUGGACGGCAGCAGGCUGGACGAGUUCAAGGCCAAUUUCGGGGACACGCUGGUUACAGGCUUCGGCAGCAUCUACGGCCAGGCCGUGGGCGUGGUGGCCAACAACGGAGUGCUGUUCAGCUCCGCAGCGCAGAAGGGGGCCCACUUCAUUCAGCUGUGUGCGCAGAGGGGGCUGCCGCUGCUGUUCCUGCAGAACAUCACUGGCUUCAUGGUGGGUCGCCAAGCCGAGGCGGGAGGUAUCGCCAAAGACGGCGCCAAGAUGGUUCGGGCGGUGGCGAAUGCGGAGGUCCCUAAGGUGACAGUGGUGAUUGGCGGCAGCUUCGGUGCCGGCAACUACGGCAUGUGCGGCAGGGCCUACAGCCCCCACUUCAUGUACAUGUGGCCCAACGCCCGCAUUGGCGUCAUGGGAGGGGAGCAGGCAGCGGGGGUGCUGGCACAGGUGGAGUCUGAGAAGCACCGUCGCUCGGGUAAGACCUGGCCGGCGGAGGAGGAGGCUCGCUUCCGGGCGAACAUGACGGGGCUGUACGACCAGCAAGCCCGACCUGAAUACGCGGGCGCCCGACUGUGGGACGACGGCUGCAUUGAUCCAGCCGACACACGGCGUGUAGUGGGGCUGAGUCUGGCAGCCGCGACGUUCAACCUGCCCAGGAUCAGCAAGGAGAGCCGCUUCGGGCCGUUCCGCUUCUGAAGGGUGCGCAUCACCUUGUGGCGCCUUCUCCCAAUCGUCGGCAGCCGUACGUUUGAAAUUGGCAUGUAUUUCCCCCCUGUCUGGCUGCACGGAGUAUUCGUUGAAUGAGGCGUGGCGUACAGUCGUGGUGUUUGCUGAUGUACGUUGUACGGGCAUGAUGUACACUUAUUUUGCGUGUGCAUAACGAACGCCUAUCCUGAACGGUAGCCUGGGGCUAGGUGUGGCCCUUAAUGCCAAGGUGUUGUCCAGGCUACGGAACGGCGAGUGUCUGUGGCUUACAGAAUACGGCAAUUUUAACGUGUGCGCUGACGGCGGCCUGCUGGCCAUAAGCUAAGCGUGCCACGUGUGGGGUGUGGUUUGCCCUGAUAUGCAUGGUUGUAUAUGAAUGUCACGUUUUGCCGAUGUCAAACACACGAGCGGUAGUAGAAAUUGCAUUUGCUUCUGCUUUGUUGAGUUGUUCAGCGGAGCUUUCGCGAGCUUGGAAAGCACUGCGACCCUGGCGGAGAUUCGUGUACGUCUUCUAAGACAACCCCCCAUCUGCGGUAGCGGCUUUGUAACGCCAAUGUAGGG
Molecule: messenger RNA, 2495 nt
Organism: Volvox carteri f. nagariensis
Lineage: Eukaryota; Viridiplantae; Chlorophyta; Chlorophyceae; Chlamydomonadales; Volvocaceae
Exons: 11
Coding region: 57-1925 (622 amino acids)
Biological process (GO): L-leucine catabolic process
Cellular component (GO): mitochondrion; methylcrotonoyl-CoA carboxylase complex
Molecular function (GO): methylcrotonoyl-CoA carboxylase activity
Source: RefSeq, a predicted model, not a curated record